AAUGAAAAUUGGGGGUCAUCACGCCCUAUAAUAUCGUCAAAUUCUUCACCCGUUAGGGUUUUGUUGGGCCGAGGAAAUCAAAUCGAAGCACGUUCCAUUUGUAAAUUUCAACAAAAUGCCCAAGCAGAUUCAUGAGAUCAAGGAUUUCCUUCUUACAGCUAGAAGGAAGGAUGCACUCUCUGUGAAGAUCAAGAGGAGCAAAGAUGUUGUUAAGUUCAAAGUUCGUUGCUCCAAGUACCUCUACACACUUUGUGUAUUCGACUCUGAGAAAGCUGAUAAGUUGAAGCAAUCUCUUCCUCCUGGUUUGAGCGUCCAAGAAAUCUGAAGAUAAAGCUGGUCCUGCAGCUUAUCAGGCAAAUCUCAUCACGAGACUGAUGUUGCUAUACCUAGGAUGCAGAUUCAAGUUAUUUCCAUCGUUGCCUAUUGAAUAUUGUUCCGAAUGUCAGAUUAUACCUUUUGCUAUUUUUCAGAGUGCUUGAAAAACUCGUGAAGAAACAUCUAGAUAUUUACACAAUUUUGUUGGAUAUUUGGACUGGAUAUUAUGGGAACUGGUUUGUUUUAACUGAUGUGUAUCGUCUGAUUUAAUAGGUGAUCAACUUUUCCCAAACUUAA
This is a messenger RNA of Phoenix dactylifera (date palm), 612 nucleotides long. RefSeq names its product large ribosomal subunit protein eL38z/eL38y-like. Gene Ontology annotation, biological process: protein-RNA complex assembly; translation. The record is from RefSeq and is a predicted model, not a curated record. Lineage: Eukaryota; Viridiplantae; Streptophyta; Magnoliopsida; Arecales; Arecaceae. Gene Ontology annotation, cellular component: cytosolic large ribosomal subunit; ribosome. Gene Ontology annotation, molecular function: structural constituent of ribosome.